UUCUCCCAGACAUCUCUCAGUAAGAAAAUGCCUCGCUACGAUGAUCGCUAUGGCGGCACACGUCUUUAUGUUGGUCAUCUCUCAUCUCGCACUCGUCCACGUGAUCUUGAAGACCUUUUCAGCAGAUACGGAAGGUUGUUGGGUUUUUGCCCAACCAGGAGGUCUGUGGUGAGAGGGUGCCCUUGGUGGAAUUGGUGGCUAUUCUUGCAAAGUUUAUAAGAGACUUUGGCGAUUCUUUCUGUAGUGUUAUUGCGUGUUUUUAUGGAAUUGGCUGGAACCACAAAGUGGUGUUUUGUUCUUCUGAGGGGCGAAGUAACAUACCCUCCGCUACUUAAGUCAUGAUGGCCUUACUGUUUCUGGCAACCGUUUCCGCAGAGUACGAGAUGUGGACAUGAAGCGUGACUAUGCCUUCAUUGAAUUUAGUGAUCCUCGAGAUGCCGACGAUGCUAGAUACAGCUUAGAUGGGCGAGAAUUUGAUGGAAGUCGUAUUAUAGUUGAAUUUGCCAGAGGGGGCCCACGUGGUCCUAGAGGUUCUCGGGAAUAUCUGGGAAGAGGCCCUCCUCCUGGAUCAGGCCGUUGCUUUAAUUGUGGAAUUGAUGGCCAUUGGGCUCGAGACUGCAAAGCUGGAGACUGGAAGAACAAGUGUUAUCGCUGUGGUGAAAGAGGUCAUAUCGAAAGAAACUGCCAAAAUAGUCCCAAGAAUCUCAAACGUGGACGGAGUUAUUCACGGUCUCCAUCCCCUCGCCGUGGUAGGAGCCGAAGUCGGAGCUACAGCCGAAGCCGCAGUUACAGUCGGUCCAGGUCUCCUGCACCCAGAAGGGAUGGGCGCAGUGUUGAACGUGAUGACAGGAGAUCAAGGAGCCCUAGAUACAGCAGGAGCCCGAAGCCAAGGAGGAGCCCAUCUCCGUCUAGGGGGAGAAAGCACAGCCUGUCACCUGAUGGUAGCAGGAGCCCGCAAGAUAGCAGGAGCCCUCCACCUAAAGAACGUAGGCAAGCUGAGCGCAACGGGUCAGAUUAUGGUGAGAGCCCGAGGAGGGAGAACAGCAGGAGCCCCAUGAGCCAGGAGCGAGAGAGCCCUCCUAUGGUCCAGAGGCAUCGGAGCCCUGAGACUAACGGGAGGAGUCCCAGUCCUAGGGAUGACAGGGAUGAUGGUAACCAUAUGUCUCCAAGGGGCAGCGAGUCCCCACAGGACUGAGUGCUACCGGAGUUUGAUGUUAGCUAGUUAAACAGUUUGCGGACUCUCUUGAAACAAGUGACUGACUGAUGAACAUUGCUUGCUUUUGAAAUUGUUGAUGAAAUACUUGAUCUCAGUAACUUGCUCUC
Molecule: messenger RNA, 1323 nt
Organism: Elaeis guineensis (African oil palm)
Lineage: Eukaryota; Viridiplantae; Streptophyta; Magnoliopsida; Arecales; Arecaceae
Molecular function (GO): RNA binding; zinc ion binding
Source: RefSeq, a predicted model, not a curated record